This is a messenger RNA of Striga hermonthica, 987 nucleotides long. The record is from the annotation of a GenBank genome assembly. Lineage: Eukaryota; Viridiplantae; Streptophyta; Magnoliopsida; Lamiales; Orobanchaceae.
AUGGCGUCGUCGCUAAAUCUUAACCCAUACCCGUCGUUAUUCAAACCUUCAAAAUCUCUCCCCGCCGGUCGGAAGAACAACCCGUCGUUAUUCAAACCUUCAUCUUUCCCCGUCGGCCGGAAGAAUAACCCGUUAUUAAAACCUUCAUCUUUCCCCAAUAUCGGCAUGAACAAGAAGAAUAAGAGCAAUUAUGGUAAAUAUCCCGACGACGUUGAUAUGGAAGAGGAUUUUUGGACCAAAGAGGCUCUUUGGAAUCCGACAACAAACGAACUCAAAAUCCUUCCUCCAUCUCCCGCAACCUUGGACCCGAGGCAUGAAUUGUGUGUCUGCAAUUAUUUUGGUUUCGGGUAUGAUUCCACGUCUGGCGACUACAAGGUGAUAAGAUUUCUGCGAAGAUCUAAUGAUUGGACGUCCCUUGUCGCGGCCGAAUUAUAUUCUCUCAAGACUAACUCAUGGAAACGAGUCAACUUUCGCCCUUACAGCUUCCAAUGGUACGGUGAACCAUUCGCGGGAGUUCACGUGAACGGCACUUAUUACUGGUUAAAUAAAUUAAACGAUGAUUUUAUCCAGUCUUUUAACUUUGCUACUGAGAAGUUUGAGUCCGAUGGUGUUCCUACGCCCCCGAGCGAGAAGUUGGAAAAAUUUUGUGAUAAGAUGCUCGUUGAAUAUCGGGGCUCGCUCGGUUUUUUGGCUUCAACUACUGUGUGGGUAGACGACGAGAUGCAUAACGGUUUAGAACUUUGGGUGUGGGACGACACGAGUUUGUCAUGGGCCCAAGAGUCCACGUUUCUUGUCGAUAAGAUGAGUAAUUAUGAGGGCCUCUUUGAGAAUGAUAAGUUGUUUUAUCUACAACCGGGGGGUGAUUUGAUGGUCCAUGAUUGUGCAAUGAAUACGGAGACGAACAUAUCGAAUGUCUGUACUCAUGAGUUCUGCAGCGUAUUUCCUUUUGUUGAGAACUAUGUUUCGUUGAGCUCGUCUGGAAAAUGA